Messenger RNA from Platichthys flesus (European flounder), 3619 nucleotides. It is a transcript of the gene npdc1b, whose product is annotated as neural proliferation, differentiation and control, 1b. Bases 245 to 1186 code for a protein of 313 amino acids. The transcript is spliced from 9 exons. The record is from RefSeq and is a predicted model, not a curated record. NCBI's taxonomy places the organism in Eukaryota, Metazoa, Chordata, Actinopteri, Pleuronectiformes, Pleuronectidae. Gene Ontology annotation, cellular component: membrane.
GAAACGUGAAUCAGAGGAUCAGUCAGUGAUGGUUUGUGCUGCAGGUCUGUGCUGAGGAGCGGACUCUUCUUCUUCCUCUCUACUCGGCUGCCUUUCUCUCUGACUAACUCGGAUCUCCUUGGUCUUCUCUACCCUGAGCCCAGAGCGAUGGGGGAAUGAUCAUCACCGACCAACCUCAUCAUCCUCCUCUUUCUCCUGCUCCUCCGGUCGCUCUCCCCUGACAGUCGUCGGAGCUGUGCCCAGGAUGUGGGCCCCGCUGCUCGGCCAGGCUGCGGUGUUUGCGGCCCUUGUGGCGCUGAGCUCUUGCUUGACAGGGUCUCACCUGUGCCCCCGGAGUUUAGACUGUGCCCGAGCAGGACGACACUUCUGCCCGCCCAGCAGCUCACACUGUGGCCCCUGCCUGCGCCCUCUGGUAGAGAACUCCCAUGGCAGAUGCGUGUUGAAGAGGAGACACGCUCCUCACUCUGCUCACUUCAGUAAAGGUAACACCAAAACAUACCCUGAGCUGGAUGAAGAGAUCGACUUCUUGUCUGCUGUCAUCAGUGAACAGAGGACUGAGUCUCGGCUGCCAGCUUCACCCUCCCAGUAUGCCUCUAAUCCCAAAGCCAAGCAGCUCAGUGAGCUCAGCGACGACCACAAACCACCUAUCACAGAGCCGCCUGCGAGCCAGAGAGUCCAGGUCACCACACUGGCUCCAUCCACCACCGCCAACACCACAAAGACCACUUCCGCUUUGCUCAGAGACCCUAUCAUCCUCACCUACCCGUCCAAUGACCAUGUCUUCAUUAUCAUGAGUAGCGUGUUCAUCAUGGCAGGGACACUGGCUUUGAUAACGGCAGGGGCCUGUUGGGUCAGAUUGCAGAAAGGUCUGCAUCUAACUCAGAAGAUGGACUCUCCUGUACAUCGACUGAUCAGAGCCCAAGCUUUUGAUAAUUUGCCUGGGGACAAGAAGCUGGCCCACAGUGCCCAGAUGUACCACUACCAGCACCAGAAGCAGCAAAUGCUUUCCCUGGAGAAGAACAGGGAUGAGACAAAGGUUCCUGACUCAGGAGCAUCAACAGAUGAGGAGAACGAAGAUGGGGAUUUCACCGUAUAUGAGUGUCCUGGAUUGGCACCAACGGGGGAAAUGGAAGUGAAGAACCCGCUGUUUGACGACUCCCCCCUUUACCUUCAUAAGUUUCACUAGGAAACUGGACAUUCAAAUUAUGUCAUACCCCAGAUCGAGCACUUGUGUGCAAACAUAAUAACAUUUACCAUCAUAACACGCACACCACAUAAACUGCUAUACCCAGCCCAGUCCUUUUAUGGACAGUAUGGAGAGUGUAAGUACAUGAAGGAGGGAGGAGAGUGAGGCAUUCAUGGACAUUUAAAGGAUGGUUUAUUCGUUCGAGGCAGAACUGAAUCUGGGACCAAUGUCUCCCACUCUGUAACCACAUUGUUUGUGCUCACUCUUUUUUCCUAGUAUUGUUUACAACCUUACAAUCAGCCAGUAUCAAAGAACUCCACACGAAUUCUGGCAGGUAGCAAACACGCUGAUUAUCAUAAAAUAAACUACAGCAGAUUCCAGUGCACAGACAGUUUUCUGAUGCCGAUGACCAGAAACAAAGAAUAUCUGUAAGUCAAUAGAUUGUUAUGAAUAUUUAUGUUUAUUAAUCAGUAAAUACUCUUUAAUUUAUUGAGAACUUGCUGCAGGCCUUGGUUUUAUUUAAGUAUUUAUAAAAAUGUGAUUUUAAUAUUUCAUGAACAAACAUGUGGCACCGUGAUUUGUAUCACUAUGUUAUGUAGCCAUUGUGUUCUCAGUCUAGUUGCUCUAUGCAUGAAUUAAUGAUGCUGUGUAAGAAAUAUGAGAGUCAAUAUGCAUUUACAGUGUUACAAGUUUCUUGUGUAAACUUGCGAAUGAUAUAUAACAGAUUUCAAAGGAUUUUGAAACUUAUAUAUCUAGAACUCUGAAACAGAGUGAGGCCGUCCUGUAUAUAUGGUAUCGGACUAACAUCACUAGUCCCCACGGUUUUCAGAUCUGUAUAUAGCUGCUAAUAUGUACAGAAAGAGAUCUCACCUCUCACUCAGUCUGUUACUACACAUGUUCCUCUAGAUUGCAGAGUGCUGUGUCAAAUAUUGAGCUAAUUGCUUCCUCCUCACUGACUGUUUGCGGGGCCUCUACACAUGUGGGAAGUAGAUGUAGUGAUGUUCAGGUCUGGAAAACAUAUUAUUCCCAUUAUACAAUUUUCUACUAACAUUAACCUAGGAAGUUUCAAUUCUACAAAGACUGUAUCGGGAAAAACAUGACAAAAAGGCCAAGUCUAACUUGGUGAACAUUAUUUAAAAUGAAUAAGACCCCAUGAGCUAGAAAAUAAUGAUGAGGUUGAAUAUCUUUCCUCAGAAAUGGAGAGUAUAUGAGAUUUGCAGUUACAGGACGAGCUGCCAUUUUCCUUAUAAAAGUCUUUAUAAAUUGGAAGUUGCCAAUUUGAAAAUUAAACUUACAAAAACACCCUCAUCAACACACAUGGUAGCAUUGGUCAGAAACCAGGUGAUGUACCAAACAGAAACCCUGUUUGUGUCCAAUCACAUGUUGCAGUUCUGUGGAAAACAAUUUGACAACAAUGGAUGUUCAAUGGAACAACAAGAAAACAAUUCAUAUAUCCUCAUACAAAUUUAAAUAGCAAUUAUUAUUUUUCAAACAUCAAUCAGAUUUGUACAUGUUAAGUUUGUUAUAUUUAAGAUUUUGUUUUUAUUUAAUGAUAUUCUUUAAACAUUUGCAUUUCUUGACUGAUAUAAUCAGGUGGGCAGACAUAAUGAAUCGAUCUCACUUUGAUCAUAUGAAGGCCGGUCAUGACUGAAUGAAAAUUUGAUCACUGUGUUUUUAUAAUGAUUUAAUUUGCAAUGUUGCUCAUAUGUCAGAUUGGAUUGAUUGAUCCCUGAUGGAGACCUGUCCUAACCACUUCACGGGACUUGAGGUGCUGUAUUUUGCAGCUUCUUAUAUUUAUCCCACUGUGUAGCUCAUGGAUUAUUUUCCACCCCAGGAUGAUUCUUUAGCUCCAGUCAUAGGAGUGUAUACCUGUGGCCUCUUGCUGUCGUCUCUCAGGAAAGCCUCUCUCUGUGGCUCCCCUCUUCAGCCUGCUCCCACUUUGUCAGCCUCUCUGCUCUCCCACAGUGGAAGAACCUCUUAAACUCUACAUGACCUUCACAUACAUGAGUGUCACUAUGUAAAAAGAAAUAUAUACAACUGAUACCAUGAAGUAUUAAGACUGGAGAUCGUUAUUCCAACCCACUGAGCUUGUAGAACAAAAAGAAGGACAUAUUAUCAGUUGGAUGGAUAAGGAAUUACCAGAAACUAUAAUUCUCAUGUUGUUUGCCUUAUUUAAUUCUACCUUGCUUGGCAAAAACCGAGCUGGUGAUCUUGUCUUGAUCCUUCUCAAUCUGAUGAUGAUGAGUUGGUUUAUUGAAGGGAACCAGAGAAAGAGUAACUAUCCAGGCAACUCUCUUUGAUAAAGACUGUUUUCAGACUACAUAUUAUACAUUCUACACACUAAGGAGGAUGCCUGUGUGUGUUUAGCAUGCAUGUGGAUAUUCCAGAGCUGAAUUGAAAUAAAUAAAUAUUUAUAUAAUCUGAAGUCAUAUA